AUGUCCGCUCAAACUUACACCUUCCGCCAGCCUCAGUCCUCGGACGCUCCCGCCCUAUCCCACCUAUACGGCUCCGUCUGGGCGCACUUCUUCGCAUAUUCCGUCUCCCCCUCAGACCUUGAAGACUACCUCUCCGGCCCCCUCUCCCCGUCCUCAAUCGAGCGCGACAUCGCCGACCCCACCGCGCGUUUCCUCCUUGCUACCACCCAAACCCCCGACGGGAAGGACACCAUCAUCGGCGCGGUCCAGCUCGCCACUGGCAUGUCUGAGCCAUGUCUGGCUGAAUCAUCCACCAUCCACCUGCGGAGAUUAUACAUCGAUAUGGCGCAUCACGGGAGCGGACUCGCCGGGGAUCUCAUGGCGCGGACGGAGGAGAUGGCGCGGAAAGAGGGGUACCGGAGCCUGUGGCUAGGGGUGUGGGAAGAUAAUAAGCGGGGGAGGAGGUUCUAUGAGAAGAUGGGGUUUGUUGAAAGGGGGCAGAAGUACUUUAUGGUGGGCGAAUCGAGGAGAAGGGACUUGGUACUGGAGAAGACUAUAUAG
This is a messenger RNA of Dioszegia hungarica, 540 nucleotides long. RefSeq names its product acyl-CoA N-acyltransferase. Gene Ontology annotation, molecular function: acyltransferase activity, transferring groups other than amino-acyl groups. The record is from RefSeq and is a predicted model, not a curated record. Lineage: Eukaryota; Fungi; Basidiomycota; Tremellomycetes; Tremellales; Bulleribasidiaceae. The coding region runs from base 1 to 540 and encodes 179 amino acids. The transcript has a single exon.